AUGUAUGCCCACAUCCUUGUCCUGGCAGCAGCUGCGGUGCAGUACAGAGCUGUGGCCAUCCAUGAAGCAUGCAGGACAGCGGAGGUGGCUGACGUUUUGUUCCUCGUGGGACAGUCACAGGGCACAGGGAAGGAGAGCUCCCAGCUGCUCAAGGACUUCAUCAGCAGCGUGGCCCAUUCCUUUGAGAACGUGGUGAUGGGCAAAGGAGGUGUCCGGCUGGCAGUGGCACUCUAUGGGGAGAAACCAAGGAUGAUCAUUGAGCUCACAGAUUACGUGACCACUGAGGAAAUGCUGGUGGCAAUUCAGGAUAUCUCCUUCAAAUGCAACACCUUAAAAACAGGGUCAGCCCUGGCAUUUGCAGCUCAUGCCAUGUCUCACCUGGACACAAUGAGAGAGGAUGCAGCAAAGGUGGUUGUUUUGAUCACGGAUGGGAAAUCCAGGGACUCAUUUGAAGAUGAAGCCCAGGUCCUGCAGGAUGGAGGGGUGACAGUGUUUGCUGUAGGAAUUAAGGAUGCUGAUAGGAAUGAACUGAACAAAAUAGCUUCAGAGCCCAGUGCUGAACAUGUGCUUUAUGUCGAAGAUUUUCACCUGCUCAACAACGUGGCCCCCAAACUCUCCCGCAGGCUCUGUUUCACUGCCUCAGAGCCACCACGGCCCAUCAAGCAGACAGUGCAAGCUGAGAAGAUCACUGGUCCCCAAGAUCUGCGUGUCAGUGAGCACAGCCACAGCUCACUGCGCCUCACCUGGAUGCCAGCUACAGGGAGGGUGAUGGGGUACCAUGUCCAUCUGCAUCCCUUGAUGCCUUCGGGACAGCCGGUUUUGGAGGACCAGCAGCAGAUUGUGGUGGAUGGUGACAAAAGCACCGUGCUUGUGACUGAUCUGAAACCCAGCACCAAGUAUGUUUUCAAGGUGAGGGCUGUCUAUGGAGAUGCCCUUGGGGAGUCAGCAACUGUCAAGGGGAAAACAACCCCUGUGCCUCCAGUCACUAAUUUCCGUGUGAUAGAAGAAGGACUUUACAGCUUGAAGGUGGCUUGGACACCUCCACUGGGCAAACUGGAGGGCUACAAGAUCUACAUCCCCAAAGCCAACAGACCAGGAAUGACCUACGAGCAGGUCCUGCUGGGUGAUGUCUCUUCCCAUGUGCUGGAUAACUUGCAGGAGGAUAGAGAAUACAGCAUCAGCAUCUAUGCAGUGUAUCCCCAGGGGCCAAGCAAGCCUGUGGCUGCUGUGGGGAGAACAUUGAAGCUGUUGCCUGUGAAAAGCAUCUUGCUGCAGAAUGAAACCACCAACACUCUCCAGGCAAGGUGGAGCCCUGUCCAGGGAGCAACAGGAUACAGGCUCACUUGGACAUCAGCAGAGGGCAGCAUCCAGGAUGUGAACCUCAGCAGCACCUACAACUAUUACAUGAUCCAGGGGCUGCAGCCUGGCACAGAGUACACCAUCACCAUCAACCCCAUCUUUGGGGAUGUUGAGGGACCAGUGGUGAGCAGUAAAGCAAUGACAGUGGCAUCAAGCACAGUCCAGAUGCUGAAAGUGAGCGAGAUAUCCAUCAAUAGUGCUCUGGUUUCCUGGGACUCAGUUGCUGGGGCCACAGGGUACCGAGUGGCUUGGGGUCCCACACCAGAGUUCUUUGGCAAAGACCGUCCUCACCAGCUGGCCCUCAACAAGUCAACCACAGCCUUCACGCUCCGCAACCUGGCCCAUGACACCGAGUACGUGAUUUCCCUCUAUGUGCUUUUUGGCUCAGUGGAGGGACCAGGGAUCACAACUUCAGCCAGGACAUCUCCUCUUGGCUAUGUGUCCAAUUUCAAGGUGAUGUCCUACACCAGCACAAGUCUGUCUAUAGCCUGGAGUGCCACAGCAGCGGCCACCAAAUUCAAAGUCACCUGGAGCCCUGUUGGGGCAGGCAAAGAAAACCAGGUUGCCAAGUCUCAAUACCUGGGCAGUAAUGUGUUGUCUUAUCGGAUCAACCACUUGCUGCCCAACACCCUGUAUAAAGUCAGUGUUCGGGCUGUCUUCAGCAAGGCCGAGGGACCAGAGGUGACCCUGACUCACCGCACAGCAUCUUCUGGGGACCUCAACCCCAUUCAAACCAUCCAGGAUCUGAGGAUUACUGACACUGGCAUAAACAGUUUGAAGCUGUCUUGGAAGAGGCUUCCUGGAGUAACUCACUAUAAGAUAUCCUGGGUGCCAUUCAGUGGUGGCUUGGAAACCUCUGAGCUGGUUGCAGCAGAGACAAACUCCUUCACGAUCUCCAGACUGAAGGAGAACACCACCUACACCAUCUGCAUGUCUGCAGUGAUCAGGGGAAAGGAAGGAAGCCCCACGCUGCUCACAGCCAAAACCUUGGAUUUACCCAAAGUGACUGAGUUCACAGUGCAGGAGGCUGCAGAGACCAGCAUUGUGCUGACUUGGAGGGCUGUUCCUGGAGCAUCCAUGUACAUGUUAAUGUGGCGCUUGUCCUCAGCUUCUGAUGUUUCCCAGGAGCUGUUAUCAGCAGCUUCUAGGUCAUAUCAAGUGAUGGGACUGAGUGCCAAGGAAAUGUAUUUGUUUUCUAUACGACCAAUCUUUGGAGAUACUGAGGGACCAGAGACAACUCUCCUUGGGCAAACAGUGGGACCUCACAUAGGGUCACCUGCACUAAUCACUCCAAGUGAAUUGGAUCUGAUGAGAUCUGCAUCCAUAUCUCCUGGCAAUGUGGGGACCACUCCUCUUCCACUGGCCACCACCACAAAUCUACCACCAACCCCAGAGACCCCACUAUCAACCACUGCAGUGUCUGCACUGCUGACGACUGUCCCUGGGCCAAUCUGUGGCAAGCUCAAAGCAGACAUUGGGUUCCUGGUGGAUGAAUCUUCAAGCAUUGGCCAGAGCAAUUUCAAUAAAGUGAAGGAUUUCCUCUUCCGGAUCAUUUCCUAUUUCCCUAAGAUUGGGCCUGAAGGGACACAGGUUGCUGUUGCUCAAUACAGUGAGGAGCCCAGGGUAGCCUUCUACUUCAACCAGCACCAUGACCGCAACAGUGCCCUGAAAGCCAUCAAGGGCCUGCACUAUACUGGAGGCAACACAAGAACGGGUCUUGGUAUAACCUACAUGCUGAAGGAGUUAUUUCAGUCUUCCAAAGGGAUGAGACCAGAUUUCCCCCACAUGAUGGUGCUCAUGACUGAUGGGCAAUCCCAGGAUGAUGUGUUGCCACCAGCCAGAGUAGCCCAUGCUUUGGGGAUCCGCAUCAUUGCUGUGGGUAUCUCAGGAGCUGACCCCACUGAGCUCAACAGCAUCUUGCUGCAGCAGAACCUCCAGAAUGUGUUCUAUGUCAGCACAUUUGAUGACCUACCUCAUAUCCUCAGAGAGCUCAUAGAAGUCAUUUGUUCUGACCCUCAGCCUUCAGGGACCCAGCUACCAUCUGGGGAGGUUGCCAGACAUGAAGCUGACAAGCAGUUGUUGUUUGGUGACACAGAGAGCAAGCCACACAUCCCUGAUCCAUCAUCAACCGAACCACAUAUCCAAAGAGAACAGAAGGCUUGUGGUCCUUGGUGUAUAAAGAGUUCCAGGGGCUCACCAGCUCAUGGCCCCUAUGACCCAUACAGCUUUACUACAAAGGGAGAGAAAGGAGAGCGGGGUCUACCUGGGAAGGAUGGCAUUCCUGGGCUGCCGGGGAGACCAGGGAGAACAGGUCCUCCUGGUCCCCCUGGACUCAUGGGUCCUCCUGGCAUCCAAGGAGACACUGGAUCUCCUGGCUAUCCAGGACCAGCGGGGCCAAAAGGAGACAGAGGUGAACCAGGCUAUGUCCUGGGAGGAGUGGAGGUGAUUCCUGGACGAAAUGGGCAGCCUGGACCCCCUGGACAAAAAGGACAGCCGGGGGUUCCUGGGGUAGCAGGACCACCAGGUUUACCAGGGCCACAGGGGCCACCAGGGAUCCCCAUCAAGGGCGAACCAGGGGAUUCAGGAAUCAGGGGGAAACCUGGCUUGCCAGGCCCUGUGGGGCCGCAUGGUGUCCCUGGACUGCCUGGACCAAGGGGAGAAAAGGGAAUGGCAGGAACUGGCAUUCCCGGCACUACUGGAAUGAAGGGGGAGGAAGGAGAGCAGGGGGCUAUGGGACCUCCAGGAGCACCAGGACCAAAGGGGCUCCCAGGACCUCCAGGGCAGAAAGGAGACCAAGUUUUGGGACCUCCAGGAAAGAAAGGUGUCAGGGGAGACAUUGGACCAACAGGGGCCUUGGGACCACAAGGAGACAAAGGAAUCCAAGGAGACAAAGGAGAGAAGGGAAGUCCAGGUUUUGGCAUUCCCGGUCAACCUGGUCUAAAGGGAGACCCAGGAGACAGGGGAAAUGUAGGCUUGUCUGGCAGACCAGGGCAGAAGGGGGAUACAGGUCUGAAGGGACAGAAAGGUGAACCAGGAUUACCUGGGGAACCAGGCAAGACCGGACUAAGAGGUAAAGAUGGAGAAACAGGGAGGAAAGGCACCUCUGGGACCAAGGGAGAAGCUGGCGUCCCUGGAGAGCCAGGAAAGAGAGGAAUCAGGGGUCCACGAGGGCUCCCAGGACGGCCUGGAGAGAAGGGGAUAAAAGGCGAUACCGGACAACCUGGAAAGGAUGGAAUCACUGGAGAGAAGGGAGACAAGGGUGAAUCUGGUGAGCCUGGGCUGCCUGGCACUCCUGGAAGCACUAUAUCCUCUCUGGAGAACACCCUUACCCUGAAAGGUGACAAGGGGGAUCCUGGGAGGGAUGGAUUGAAAGGCGAAAGAGGUCCUCCAGGCCCAAAGGGAGAACCGGGUCCACCAGGCAAAGGAGUGGAAAUGCAGGAUCUGGAGAGGCUUUUUGAAGCAAAUGGUAUCAAGCUGGCACUGCUGAAGGAACUCUCCAAUGUGCUCCUGCGGGAUGGGCUGGAUGUGCUGGUGCAGCAGCUCAGUGGCUCCAGGACAAGCCAGACCUCCAGGAGAAAGCCAGCAGCUCUGCAUGUCACUGAGCACAGUGGUCCUUCUGCUGGUGGUUCUGAACCUGAGUAUCAGUCCCUAGGAGACCCUCCUGAACCCUUGGAGAAAACACCUGAGGAAGGAAGGAAGCAGAGAGACUCAAAAGGGACAAACACUUCUCUCAACAGUAGCUUGGCUGCUCCCCCAUCACACCCAGAAGAUGAUCUACAAGGAAAUCAGUCCAUGGAGCUUCAGGAGUCCUUGGAGGACAGGGUGGAAGGACAAGCACAGCAGGACACCAGCCAUGAAGAUGUGAAUUCAGAUGAUGCCUCUGUGCUCCCAGGGCAUGUUAGAGCCAGGAGAUCUGCUGAGCACAAGACACACAAGAUUCAUCCUCCUGGUGCCUCAGGAGCUCGGAAAUCACUGCCUAGAUCUGCGGCAUAUCUAGGGCCUCAUCAGUCAAGGAGAAUCAAGAAGGAGGGAACUGGCCCAGCAGAUCCACCCUCCUGUGGCCAAAAGGGAGAAAUGGGAGCUCCAGGAGUCCAGGGAGACAAAGGAGAAAAGGGGCAGCCUGGGGAGAUGGGAGAACCUGGAGCAAAGGGCACCAAAGGAGAAAGAGGUGAAAAUGGUCAAAAGGGAGAACCAGGAAUUGGACUCAGAGGUCCUAUUGGUCAGGCUGGGCCACCUGGACUUAAGGGUGAGCCAGGGGCCCCAGGAUCUCCAGGAGCUCAAGGCAUCCAGGGCAUUCGUGGCAACCCCAGCAUCCCAGGGUCACAGGGAGACAGAGGGGCUCCAGGUCUGCCUGGGAUGCCAGGACAGAAGGGGGAGCGUGGGAAGAGAGGCCGGAAUGGAUUUACUGGACCCCCAGGACCAUCAGGAUCCCCAGGAAAGGAGGGGAUUCCUGGGGCACCCGGACCCAAAGGCAACAAGGGAGAAAUCGGCUUUGGAGCAGCUGGACCAAGAGGACCUCCUGGACUGCCUGGCCCUCAGGGUGAUGAAGGCAUCAUGGGAAUCCGGGGUCCUCCUGGCAUAAUGGGUCUGAAGGGCUUGCCGGGUCCAAAAGGCGAAAGAGGUGAUCGGGGACUUCUGGGACCCAAGGGAGAAAGAGGUGAGCCCAUGACUAAUUUUGGACCCCAGGGCUAUAAAGGCAGUAAAGGAGAUCCCGGGGAACAGGGCCUGCCAGGUUUUGAUGGAGACAAAGGAGAGAAGGGAGAGGAUGGGCCUGUAGGAGAAAAGGGAGGCAAGGGUGAAGCUGGCUCCAAGGGAGUGAUGGGGCUCUUUGGAGCAAGAGGACCAGUGGGGCAGAAGGGGGAGCCAGGAGAACCAGGCUGGCCAGGCUCUGCUGGUGCAGCAGGUCUCAAUGGGCAGAACGGACACAAGGGAGCCAAAGGUGACAGAGGCCUUCAGGGGGAGAAGGGGAAGCCGGGAGGAAAAGGUGAUGCUGGGACCACUGGUGACAUGGGGCAGAAAGGAGCAAAGGGCUUACGAGGGCUUCCAGGACGCCCUGGAGCUCCCGGAGCCAAAGGCAUUAAGGGAGAAACUGGCAGUCCUGGAAAACCAGGGAUCCCAGGAUCAGAUGGACCGUAUGGACCAAAGGGUGAACAGGGAGCAUCAGGGGAUGAUGGUGCCUCAGGGAUUCCUGGAGAGAAAGGAGAAAAGGGGACCAAGGGAGUUCCUGGCUUGGGAGGCUUCAAAGGACAAAUGGGAUGGCCUGGGAAGACUGGAGUCACUGGACCAGAAGGGCCUCAAGGGCCACAGGGUGAGCCAGGGCCACAGGGUCCACGAGGGAAAAGAGGGAAAUCUCAGCUCUGCCUUAGGGGACCACCAGGCGUGGAUGGGCAGAAAGGAGAAAGGGGUGAAAAUGGUCCAGCCGGCCAGAAAGGAGAAAAGGGAGGUCCUGGUCUUUCUGAGGAAGAGGUGAAGGAGGUGGUGAGGAGCGAGAUGAGAGGCAGAUGUGAUUGUGGAGGUGAGUUGGGAAGGAUGCUCAUUGAAAGGGGUCUGGAGGCAGCUGGAAUCAACAGGCAGCUCCAAGGGGAUUUUCAGCCUUGGGAGCACACCAGAAGGGAUGGUGAAAGCCAGGAGGAAAUGUUUAACAGACCCCAGAACAUGACCACGUUGGUGACCUCCCUGAAGCCCUUCAUGAAGCCUUCACUUAUUGCAGGUAAGUGCAGCAGAAUGACUGUAACGGGUCCCUCUCAGCACCAGCGCCGAGAAGCCCACACUCAAUUACCAGAACCCUGCCUGCAACCCAUGGACGAGGGCUCCUGCCAGCACUACACCCUGCUCUGGUAUUACCACGCAGAGGCAAACGCCUGCCGGCCCUUCCUCUUCGGGGGAUGCCAAGGGAACAGCAACCGCUUCGAGACCAAGAGGAGAUGUGAGCAGCAGUGCAGAGACUCAGCAGGGGAAAUGAGCUUCUGCUGGCCCUGA
Molecule: messenger RNA, 7338 nt
Organism: Melopsittacus undulatus (budgerigar)
Lineage: Eukaryota; Metazoa; Chordata; Aves; Psittaciformes; Psittaculidae
Product: collagen alpha-1(VII) chain-like
Exons: 86
Coding region: 1-7338 (2445 amino acids)
Molecular function (GO): serine-type endopeptidase inhibitor activity; protein binding
Source: RefSeq, a predicted model, not a curated record